This is a messenger RNA of Fragaria vesca subsp. vesca, 581 nucleotides long. RefSeq lists its product as uncharacterized. The record is from RefSeq and is a predicted model, not a curated record. The transcript is spliced from 3 exons. Lineage: Eukaryota; Viridiplantae; Streptophyta; Magnoliopsida; Rosales; Rosaceae. The coding region runs from base 281 to 571 and encodes 96 amino acids.
AAAAGAAGAAGAGGCAUGUUGCACAUUCUAUGCUCUCUCCAAAAUGUUUCAACGCUCAAACUCUAUCUUUCACCUGCUCUCAAUUCGUUACUUCCAAAAAAAAAUAAUUCGUUACUUCCAAUUCAUUCUUGAGUUUAAAGAAUCAGACUUUGCUCUCGGCUCUGCAAAUUAAGAGCCCCGUUGUAUUCACUGUGCAGUCCAUCUUCAAAGUGGGAUAAGUCCAUUAACUUCUCCUGGGUGUGUGAAGAAAGCGCAGAGUUGUAGCAAAAAGUUAUUAAAGAUGGCAUUGAGGUGCUACUUGGGGUUUUUAGAUGGUGAGCUGAUGAGGUCGGAUUGUAAACCGUGUUCCAGAUUGAUGAGACAGACUGCCGGUAUCUUUACAGUUGGAGGGGCAUUUGGAUUCUGGAUUCUUUGUAGAUUGCAUUAUGGUCCCAGAAUUACAGUUCCUAGGGCACUUCGAUGGGGAGCUUGUGGAGCUUUAUCUGUGAGCUCAUCCACUGCUUUGUUGGUUCGCUUGCUUAGUCCAGAAUGUGAGCCCCAAAACAUAGAAACUUAUGAUAAGGGAAAGUAGCACCUUAUCA